CUAGAGUUAGUUCACGAUGUUCCUUAAAAUUUUUAUAUCAGCUGGCUGUCGUUUUCAUUGAUACAAAAAUUUAAAAAUCGUGCUACCAAAUUGAUGGCAAAAGAGUUCUAUAUCGGUUUUCAACGUAGUUGUUGGUUAAGCGCAGUAUUGUGGUUUUAGUAUCCGUGUUGCGGUUUCAGCGAAAUACGACCGCCACCAAAGGAUUGGAUUAGAUCAUUACUGACGUGAUGACGUUGACAGCGAUGAUUGGACGUGAAUGUGAAAGUUUUUAAAAUAUGUGGACAACCACAGUCCUUCCGUUAUGGGUGAAUCGGAGCAACCUGAAUCGAAAAAGGCUAAAAUAGCCGAGAAGGAGGCUGUUCUGACCGAGAUCAAGUCAAUCAUAUCGGACGAGUAUUGCCAACCCGUCCAAUUAAUAGAAGUUUAUGUUGGUCAUGUUGGUGAUCCACGACACAUAUCAAAAUUAAUUUCAGAGUUGAACCGUUGCUUACCGAUUCCGCGGUUGCAACAUUUGAAACGCGUUGGUCGUGAUGGAUUGAUUAUUCUCGGCGAGAUCGAAUAUUUACAAGAACUGCUAAAAUUGGAAAAAUAUUCGGAGACAUCCAACGAAGUCAAUGAUCUUGUGAAGGAUACAGCGCACGACGCUACUGUUAGAUGUAGUUUGACUAGAUAUUUAAAACUUCAAAAGGUUGAAGAUUGUUUAGUGGAUAAUCUCUGCAGCGUUAUCGUCAAACGGCAAGUUGCUCGCUAUCAGCCUAAGUUGAGGUGGCAAUAUGAGAACGCUAAAUCAUAUUGGCCUUGUAAGUUUCAUCCGAACAAAUAUUCAGAAAGCUUAUAUAUGAACACUGUUUUCAAUAGCGUCGAAAGGACCUAUCAUUUGCGAAUGAUGUCUGCGUGUCUCUAUCUGAUGAGGCGGUUUGAAAGUAAACCAUUCAGCAUGUGUGUUAAUCCGAAGCUGAAUCGAGUCGCCGCCAUCGGUGUGGGUAAAAGCGAAGAACAUCCGAUAAAGCACUGUCCGAUGGUGUUAAUUGAUAAUGUGGCCGUUUCGCAAAAUGGUGGCGCAUGGUCAGCUAGUUAUCAAAGUUCUUUACCGAUCGAAAGUAAUUGGAACCUCAACGGUGUCGAUUCUGAGUACAUGCGAGUUUUGAAUGAUAAGUUUUCCGAUGUUAUAUUUGGGGCGCAGCCAGUGAAAGCGGUGGAUGUGAGCGUUCGCGAUAAUAUUUCUCCACACGAAGACAACUUAGGCAAGUAUGGGCCUUAUCUCUGUACAGGUUAUGAUGCAUAUUUUACACACGAGCCUUGCAUUAUGUGCGCGAUGGCCCUGACGCACAGCCGGAUAAGACGUGUCUUUUAUCAUCACGCAACAGAGAAAGGAGCUUUGGGAACUCUAAGUAAAGUGCACUGUGUUCGGGGUCUGAACCACCAUUAUGAGGUUUUUAAAAUUUUUUGAUACCAGAAAUAAAAUUUAAUAUUAAAAGAUAAUAA
This is a messenger RNA of Topomyia yanbarensis, 1485 nucleotides long. Its product is annotated as probable inactive tRNA-specific adenosine deaminase-like protein 3. Gene Ontology annotation, molecular function: tRNA-specific adenosine-34 deaminase activity. Gene Ontology annotation, cellular component: cytoplasm; nucleus. The record is from RefSeq and is a predicted model, not a curated record. Bases 302 to 1450 code for a protein of 382 amino acids. The transcript has 2 exons. NCBI's taxonomy places the organism in Eukaryota, Metazoa, Arthropoda, Insecta, Diptera, Culicidae.